Messenger RNA from Mucor mucedo, 443 nucleotides. RefSeq lists its product as uncharacterized. Lineage: Eukaryota; Fungi; Mucoromycota; Mucoromycetes; Mucorales; Mucoraceae. The transcript is spliced from 3 exons. Gene Ontology annotation, cellular component: mitochondrial large ribosomal subunit. The record is from RefSeq and is a predicted model, not a curated record. Gene Ontology annotation, molecular function: structural constituent of ribosome. Bases 28 to 330 code for a protein of 100 amino acids.
AUAAAAAAUAGUGCUUUCUUACACAAUAUGUUUAUGAGACAAAUUACCGAAAUUAAGGUUGCUUUGGCUCCUUUCAACACUGCCUCCAAGUCCUCUAGAUUGUUUUUAAAUCACGUAAACACCAAUGGAGCUCGUAAAGUCAACCCCACCAUUAAAAUUGCCACUAACGUCUUAUCGGAUCCUGCUGCACCUUCUCACAUUCAAGUCGUUUAUCGUGACGGCCAAAAGAUCGCUUUGGACUCUGACAAAAUGAAGAUCAACAACAUUUUGCAAGUCGUUAACAAGCACGCAAAAAAAUUAGAGGAAAUCGAACAAGCUAAAUCUUGGUAAAGAGGGAGAAAAAUGGUCCCUUUAGGAUUUUUACUGUAAAUACCAAAUCAUUGUGAUUUUCAAAUAAAGCAACAAAAAUAGAGAAGAAAAACAUGGAAAAGAAUAGACUAGGG